This is a messenger RNA of Drosophila suzukii, 2683 nucleotides long. RefSeq names its product serine-rich adhesin for platelets. Gene Ontology annotation, molecular function: protein binding; DNA-binding transcription factor activity, RNA polymerase II-specific; RNA polymerase II cis-regulatory region sequence-specific DNA binding. Gene Ontology annotation, biological process: regulation of transcription by RNA polymerase II. The record is from RefSeq and is a predicted model, not a curated record. NCBI's taxonomy places the organism in Eukaryota, Metazoa, Arthropoda, Insecta, Diptera, Drosophilidae.
UAUCACCAGUUAAGACUUCACAUAUUCAAUUUUUAUCUGUUAAUGUUGGUAAUUCCGAUUCCAAGUCUGAGAUUUCUCCAAACUCAGUUCUUGAAAAACAGCCAGUGUUUCGGCACAGCCGACGAGUAAACACGAACCCCCGGCCGAAGGACGAGGAUGCCGACGAGCCGAGCGCAUUGCAUGUUGCUUUUGGCUGCCGGGGAGUAUAAAUACCGGAGACGCACGCCUGUCGGCCAUCAGUUCUCCAGCCGAUUUCCCCUUGGACACGCGACGGUGGUCCAUUCGUUCGUCCUUUGGUCCUUGCGUCAAAAAUCUCGCUGCGAAUAUAGCGCUCUGUUUUUUUUUUGUUUGUUUGUUUGUUGCUGUUCCUUACUUUACUGUGUGCACGUGUGCAAUGUUCACCAAUUGGCUGACGGGCAGCAGCACGGCGGCAACUCGUUCCGCCUCCACAUCGGGAAUCGGAGGUGCCGGAAGUGGGGGACCGGGCGGAGUUAGUGCCUCCGCCCUGGUGAUGAGUUCGCCACCGGAUGUUAUCCUCGAGGUGGGCCCAGCGCCCAGCAGUGUGCGUUUCGUGGCCCACUCACUGGUGCUGGGCAUGCACAGUGGUUACCUGAGAUCCGCCAUCCGUUUGGAUGAGGCAUCGGCGGCUUCGGUGGUGCCGGCUCCCAAUCUCACAUCGAACUCCUCAUCGGCGACCACGGCAACUGGGGAACUACUCUUAUAUCUCAGCAAUGUCACGGCCGAUCAGUUUGCACCGCUGCUAACGUACAUGUACACGGGAUAUCUGGACCUGACCGUCGACAAUAUCUUUGCAGUUCUGCUGGCCACCCAUGUCCUGCACAUGCCAAGGGCUCUGGAAAUCUGCCGCUCCUUUUUGGCGCGAGCUCAAACGGAGGGCUAUUUAAACGGCAAUCCCGCCCAGCUUUGUCCAGUUCCCGGCAUUCAGGCAGCCGCCAAGGUCAUCCGGCCGAUACCCAGCAAGGCCACCAUGCCGAAUUUUGGUUUUCUACCCAUGCCACAAGCCCAGCCAAGUGCUCCACCUCCACCGCCACCUCAACCGGCUCAUCCACAAACAGCUGCUGCCACUCCAGCAUCCCUGAGUUCUUUCGCCGGCUCCAUUUCGCUGAUGGAUAACGAACACUCGACCCGGAUCCAGGACAACGACGAAGAGGAUGAGGAUGUGGAGGUGUUCAUAGACAGCAAUACGGUGACGGAUAACGAGGCUGAUCCCGAGCCGGAUGUGGACAUGGAUUGCAAUGUGUCGGUGGUGAGUUCCCUGGCCGGAAGCAGUGCCGGCAGUCUGAACAUCGAGCGUUUGGAUGUGAAGCCACCAACUCCAGUGCCAAUAGUUGCGCCACCCAAAUCCCAAUCCCAAAGUAUCCAGCCGAAAAUGCCCAGCUCCAAGCGGGAGACACAAACAAAGGGUAGUAGGGGUAAUAAAACCAGAUCGAGAAAAUCCAGUGGCCUGCAGGUGGCCAAGGCUCCAGUGCCGGCAGCCCAAUUGGAAAUGGCCAGUGCCGCCACACCCAUAACACCCUCGAAAUUCAUUAUCGAUGUGGCCAGUUGCGAUGGACCAGUGAGAUUUCGUAGGAUUCUCAACACAGCCUAUGGCCACAAGCCCGAGGGAAUGGAUUCGGGAUCAUUGAGCAGCGGAGGAGCAGUAGCAGCUGGAGGAUCUUCAUCCACAGCAGUGGAGCAGCAUCGCAGCCAGCAGAGUGUGAGCUACUCCUUUCACCAGCAAAUGGCCAGGGCCAUCAGUAGUCAGCAGCGACAGUUGAGUCACCAGCAGCAGGAGGAGAGCGAGAACAGUGGCGAUGCCACUGGGGCAAAGCCACAGGCAACAGGAGCAACUGCAUCAUCAUCAUCAUCGUCAACAUCAGCAACCAAUAGAAAACCACAGGCAGCCGGCUCAACGGCCACUUCAACCAGUGGUUCCGGCGGCAAUCAGGAGCUAUAUGUAUGUGUCUAUUGCAAGCACACCUUCAAAUCACAAUAUUGCUAUCAAAAGCAUGCCAAGCGGCAUUUGAAUCCAUUGAGUUUGACCACGGCGGAUAAGAAACUACUCGCAGAACCGGCCAGUUUGUUGGCCAGUAGUGGCAACCAGGAAACAGAUAACCAAACAGGUCAAAAUGGAGCAACAGCAGAGCGAAAUGGAGCCGUUGGAGGUGGAGCAACUGGAGCAACAUCUGCCUUGUUGCGACGAGAGGUGCGACCCUUGGACAUGAAUGUGCAAUAUUAUCCAUGCAAAACGUGUGGCAGCAAGUUUCCCAGCUACUAUUUCGUGCACAAGCAUCGGAAAAUGUGCCAUGCGGAUGAAAUCGAAGCCACUGCCACGAGCAACACAAGCAACACUAGCAACACAAGCAACAACAGCAGCAGCAACACCAGCAACAGCAGCAGCAACAGCAACAGCAGUACCAGCAACACGAAACGCGACCCAGCAGCAACAACAUCAGCAGCAACAACAACUGCUGAUGAUCAGCAGCAACCUCAACAGCAAUCCUAAGAUAUAUAUCUACAUCAUAUCAAACAAGGCACUGGCAAAAUCAAAGCAACGAAAUCUACGAAUUUAUAUACACAACAAACACACACUCAACACCAUACACGCUAAAUGUUUUUUUUUUUCGCUCUAGAAAUGCAAUUAAAUAAAUAAAAAGUAUUUUAAAAAUCACAAUGAUAGAGA